GAGCGGCGAGGGGGGCGGGGGAGGGGCCGAGCCGGAGGCGGCUCACCUGGCGGGACAGGUGCUGGCUGCAGCAAACCAUGAGAUGAGCCAUGCCCCGCCCUGGACACCCCCGCCCAUCAUCUGGGCCCCCACGCUUGGGACCCUGGGAGCGUCCAUCAGAGCUAUGUCUGGAGACAUAUGAGGAGCCAUCCCGGCACCCACCAAGCCGCCGCACCCGUAAAGCAGACCCCAAGGACCCUGGCCACCAUGGGCCUGAGAGCCUUACCUUCAUCUCUGGCUCUGCUGAGCCAGCCACUGAGCCCCCAGCCUGCUGCCUGCUCUGGCGACCCUGGGUGUGGGACUGGUGCCGGGCUGCCUUCUGCUUCCGCCGCUGCCGGGAUUGCCUCCAGCGCUGCGGAGCUUGUGUUCGGGGCUGCAGCCCCUGUUUGUCUGCCGGGGACUCCACUGAGGGGGCUACAGAAGCCAGCUGGGCCAAAGAGCACAAUGGAGUGCCUCCCAGCCCCGAUCGGGCACCCCCUAGUCGGCGGGACGGCACGAGGCUCAAAUCAAACAUGGGCAGCAGUUUCAGCUACCCUGAUGUCAAGCUCAAAGGCAUCCCAGUGUACCCCUACCGCAGCACCACCUCCCCAGCCCCCGAUGUGGACUCCUGCUGCAAGGAGCCACUGGCAGAGGCCCCACCCAUGCGGCACAGCCUGCCUAGCACCCUUGCCAGCAGCCCCCGGGGCUCUGAGGAGUACUACUCCUUCCACGAGUCGGACCUGGACCUGCCCGAGAUAGGCAGCGGCUCCAUGUCGAGCCGAGAGAUCGACGUGCUCAUCUUUAAGAAGCUAACGGAGCUGUUCAGCGUGCAUCAGAUCGACGAGCUGGCCAAGUGCACGUCAGACACGGUGUUCCUAGAGAAGACCAGCAAGAUCUCCGACCUUAUCAGCAGCAUCACCCAGGAUUACCAUCUAGAUGAGCAGGAUGCCGAGGGGCGCCUGGUGCGUGGCAUCAUUCGCAUCAGUACCCGAAAGAGCCGCGCCCGUCCGCAGACCACAGAGGGGCGCUCCUCCCGGGCGGCCGCCCUUACUGCUGCUGCCCCGGACAGUGGCCAUGAGACCAUGGUGGGCUCAGGGCUAAGCCAGGAUGAACUGACAGUGCAGAUCUCCCAGGAGACGACUGCAGAUGCCAUCGCCCGGAAGCUGAGGCCUUAUGGAACGCCAGGAUACCCGGCCAGCCACGACUCAUCCUUCCAGGGCACUGACACAGACUCAUCGGGGGCACCUCUGCUCCAGGUGUACUGCUGACCCCCACUGGGCCCAGAGGCCCCUACCCUUCUGAGAGCACAGAAUGAAGAGGGGGACCAGGAUUCCCUUUGUGGGGGGCAGGACCAUGAACCCUGAAGCAGUGCCCACUCUGGCUCCUCCUGCCUUGGCUGACUGGUCCCUGGACCACGUGCAUUUCACUGGGCCACAGUGCCCGCAUCCCCAUGGACCUCCAAUUGCCUGACCCUUCCUGCCCUGGUCACCAGGCCAUAUGGGGCACGAAAAGCAAAGACUUAGGAGCUACCUUCUGGAUCGUAUCCUGACUCUACCCCCUGAGGCACUACCUGAACCCAUCAUACAAAACUCGUCUUCAGUGGGUUGGGUUGGGGGACAGGCAGUGGGCAGGGCCCACUCCACAUCAUGUUGCUGAGCAGUUGGGUUCCUGGCUGAUGUUCUACAUGUUAACAUGAUCGUGUUACAAGUACAAAGUUAAUGGGUCCCCCUGGUCGUCUCUGCCGUGACACUGUCCUUUCUGUCCCAUUUACCUGAGUGCUGUUCAGAGUUGGAGCCAGGAUGGA
Molecule: messenger RNA, 1822 nt
Organism: Talpa occidentalis (Iberian mole)
Lineage: Eukaryota; Metazoa; Chordata; Mammalia; Eulipotyphla; Talpidae
Gene: KDF1
Product: keratinocyte differentiation factor 1
Exons: 4
Coding region: 90-1286 (398 amino acids)
Biological process (GO): keratinocyte development; regulation of epidermal cell division
Cellular component (GO): cell junction
Source: RefSeq, a predicted model, not a curated record